Molecule: messenger RNA, 3103 nt
Organism: Clupea harengus (Atlantic herring)
Lineage: Eukaryota; Metazoa; Chordata; Actinopteri; Clupeiformes; Clupeidae
Gene: plekhn1
Product: pleckstrin homology domain containing N1
Biological process (GO): 3'-UTR-mediated mRNA destabilization; positive regulation of apoptotic process; response to hypoxia
Cellular component (GO): mitochondrial membrane; cytoskeleton
Molecular function (GO): cardiolipin binding; phosphatidylserine binding; phosphatidic acid binding
Source: RefSeq, a predicted model, not a curated record
CUUCCCCUCUCAGUAUCAGCCUCUCCUCGUCUGCGAGAGCACAGCGACAGAGACAGCCAGAGAGCCAAGGCUUGGAUUACAACAGGAGCGUCACAGAGGGAAUAUAACACGCUUCGACUGAGACUUACACAGAGACACACCACUCUCAUACACACACACACACACACACACACACACAAAUACACCCCAUUUCAAGGGCCGAAGACUCACAGAGAGGCAAACAUGGGGAGCAGCAUGUCAUGUGUUCCCCAGCACAACUUCAGGUUCUCCAGCAAGAGCUUCAUCCGCAGGAACAGCAGCAAGCUGUUCCGCAAGAAGUUCCCCCAAGAGGGCCAGGAGAAGUCCAACAGCAUCAUCAACAUCCUCUGCACAGUUACCCCCAGAAAGGAGAUGUCACCGAAGGACCUCCAGUCGAUAGACAAGAUCAAAUGGGACCCGCCGUUCCCCUACGAUCCCGCCAGCGGCUGGAAGAAGAGCAGCAUCAACGUGAAGAACUAUGGCCGCAUGAUCCACAGCUCCAAAGUGCGCUUCCGUUUCCUGCACUGCCAGGAUGUGCAUGACUGUUUUCUGGACCUCUUUCAGACUCACCUCCACUUUCUGUCUAACAACGGCAGUGGACUCACCUACCAGGGGACUCUCCCACUGAAAGAGCUCACCCUGCGCAAAGUGCAGAGCCGCAGCAGCUACAACCAACCACAGGAAUUUGCUUUCCAGAUAAAUGGUGUCAGCUUGAACCCCAUCAUCGUGUACUGCGCCAACCAGAAAGAGAUGGACAACUGGUUCGGGCUCCUGAAGGAGCAGAUUGAGGCUAACGGAGGAACACCUAUCACAGCUGAGACAUACGCAGAAUUAAAGGCCCAGACCACAGAAGAUGGCGGCGAGGGGAAAGAGGAGCUGAGGAACUCCAUCAGCAACGAGCCCAUCUACGAGUGGGAGGGCUCCCAGAGAGAGAGCCUGGGGAACAUCGUCUACGUGACCAAAGUCAUGAUCCAGCACCUGCCCUGCCAGGAGAAAAGUGAGAGACUCCUGGUGAUGUACCCCGACACACUGAUCUUCCUGUCUGGGGAGAGUGAACGUCUCUUCUACAAGGGGAAACUUUCCCUGAACAUGAUCACAGUCACCACACCCUGUCAGGAGGUCAAGCCCAACACGUUCAUGAUCGAAGGCAAGCUGAUCAACCCCAUUAUCGUCUCGUGUCUGGACAAGAUGGAGUUUCAUGACUGGAUCCAGUAUUUCAAGGCGGCGGAUGUGCCAAUCGUAACCCCCCCUCCCCCCGUCUAUGAUAUCAUCUACACACCAACCCACAGAGAGGCUCCGGAGUUUGACAGGUGGAGCAGCCACAGCCACAGCCAGAGCCACGGCCACGGUCCGGCUGAGCCGCUGAGGCACAAUGGCCGGGUCUCCCACGAGCUGCCGUUUCCCAGCGGAGAGGAUAAUCCCCUGUCCCCCGGUUACAUGGAGCCCCUCUGUUAUGCCUCCAGUCGGCCUCCUUCCACCGAGACGCAGUACUCCGCCCGCCUGGGUAGCCGUAGCAACAGCAUUUCCUCUCACACCAGGCCUCACCCGGACCUCCGCCCGCUGUCCCUGCGGUACUCCUCGCCCCAGCGCUCCUCCCACCUCUACUCCGAGGUGAUCCAGUCCCCCGUCUACAACAUGCCCUACACCUCCGUCACCCGCAACGGCCCCCUCCAACGCGCCGAGAAGGCCCCCCUUAUUAAGUCCAACAGCUGGAGCACGCCGCAGUCCUCCCUCAAGUUCCACCACCUCUCCAACAACCCCCAGCGCCACUCGGACAUGUGUGCCCCCCCCAGAAAGCCCCUGUCGCCCCUGUACGACGACCCCUCCACGCCUGGCGGGUACCCCCCGUCGGGGAGCCAUGUAAAGCCGACGCAAUCCUGGCGUAGCGCCACUGAGCAGCAGUGCCCACCCCUGUUGCCCUCGACCUUCCGCCUCUGCACCCCUCCCCUGGGCAGGAGGACCAGGGCCAGCCUGGCACCGGAGCACGAGGCGGGCAGCAGCCACUGGGGAAGCGAGCAGCGUGCUGAUGCCGUUUCCAGACUCAAGAUGCUACCCGUGCCCAACACGGUGCCCGAGCACAGCAGCCUGCCACAGCGAGGUUUCUCAUCCCAUGCUGCCAUGGAGACCCAGCAGAUCACAUACGGCUACUCCCCAGAUGAAAAUUGCUACCUUGAGCCCGUUGAGCCGGAUGACCAGGAAAUGGACUACGAUAACAUUUGGGAAUAUGACUGCAAUAACGGGAUGAUUCAGCCCCGGUCUGGAAUUCUGCCACACCGGACAGUGACGGACUUCUGUGCCACGGGGCUCAGCAGCACCAUGGCAACACAGGCGAGAUGGUCAUAAAAAAAGCAACAAUGGGCAGCCUCCCGUCUGGACUUGUGCGCAUAGCACACUAAUCCCAGCAGCCGGGCGUCCGCUCUGUCAAAGCACCAGCGUCCAGCUGCAAGGGUCCGCACUCGUAUCUCUCGGUCUGUCUGUGUUUCCCUUCAGACUCUUAUCCAAACUCCAGUCUGUCAGUGCCAGCACAUGUUGACUGAUCGAGCUCAUCUUUCAAACUCUGUCAUGUUUAUGAUGGGACACCUCAAGGCUGUACAUAGACACGGUUUGCCGCUGUGCUAAAAAUUAUUUUGCCGUAGUUCAACAGGUGUUGAAAAUGUAAAUACUCUUCCUGAGCGCUUGAGAUGUUAUUUUCUUUCUCAGUGAUAUUUGUCAGUGCACUGUUGUAUUUCUUUUGUCAGGGGUUGUUUUCUUACGAUUUGUAAAGAUGGUUAUUUAUGAAUAUUGAACAGCAAGUAUGCAGAGGCUUUUUUUAAACUUUGUUAUUUGAUUAUGUAUUAUAUAUUUGAUAUAUGUAGACCCAAUUAGACCCCACUGAUGUUGUCCUCUUCUUAUCUGUAAAGAUAGCAUUCCUUUUACAGGAUACAACAGUUAGCUAUUUAUUUUGUGUUUACAAGACAUUUCGACUGCCUAUAAAAAACCUGUAGCAUUUUGAAUUUGUAACUCAAAUGAUGUUGAUGUGUGGGUUGCUACUUAAGUUUGUUGUGUUUUCUAUUUAUUUUUUAAUAAAAAAUGUGUUUAAGUCAUA